Messenger RNA from Rhopalosiphum padi (bird cherry-oat aphid), 473 nucleotides. RefSeq lists its product as uncharacterized. The record is from RefSeq and is a predicted model, not a curated record. NCBI's taxonomy places the organism in Eukaryota, Metazoa, Arthropoda, Insecta, Hemiptera, Aphididae. The transcript is spliced from 3 exons. The coding region runs from base 90 to 473 and encodes 127 amino acids.
AUUAACUACAAAUGUUGGUCUCGUCUAUCGUUUUAACAUGAUAUUUUUAAAUCUGAAUUUUAAUAGUUUGCGUACAUGAUACAUCUUCAAUGUUCUUCAUCUUCUUCGUUUACACGAUAAAUGAAUUAGAGAUUGAAGCAAACAAACUACGAAAGUUGACCGACACGCGUGUUGACAUGUUGAAACAAGAAAGAAAAAAGAACGAAGAAAGUCAAACUAAAAUAUUAAGUUUAGAAGUGGAUGAAAGACGAAAGUCAUUGAAAAAGUCUAAUAAAAUAAUAAAAAAUACCAAGGUCAAGAUAUCGCAAUGUAAAGACCUUUUCACGGAAGCCGUUCACGUGGGCAACGGAUUAGAGGGCUGCAUCAAAGUGUUGUCGAACUGUUCACGAAGUGUGAUGAUUGAAAACCAUGGGAAAACUCUAGUGAAAAUAAUGGAAGAAGAAAAGGAAGUGUCUUCGUCCAACGUAAGAUAA